AUCGAAGGCUGCGAGUUGGCAUCCAGGCGACCGGACGCGGUGGAGCUGUCCGGAGGGCGGAGGACUGGCAGGCUGCUGUUAAGUAGACAACACUGGACAGGGAGAGCGGAUCUAAUCAUUGGGAUCUGAGCCGGCCUUUUGUUCUCAUGGCAUCGUGUGGAAUCCUGAAACCCAGCAACACUACAACUCUGCAGAGCUCCAGGGACCAUAAAUGCAUAAGUACCACACCCCAGGAAGAGGUUCUUGGAGAAUUCUGUCAGGCAAAAAGUCCUAGGCUUUUGUGAGAAACUGGAAGUCUCUGGUUGUACCCAAUGUCACCCAUUGCAUAGGGAAGGACAUUGAGACACACAGAGAGGACAUGACAGUCACAUCAGGUACAGGGCCUUAAAGGAUGCUGGCUGUUCCAGAGAUGGGCCUGCAGGGGCUGUAUAUCGGCUCCAGUCCAGAACGGUCCCCAGUGUCCAGCCCACCCGGCUCCCCAAGAACCCAGGAAAGCUGUGGCAUUGCCCCUCUCACACCCUCACAGUCUCCCGUCUUGGAUUUGCAGAAACCAGACACCCGAGUCCCCCAGCAAGCGCCCUUCUCUGUGGUGGUGGCCAUUGACUUCGGCACCACAUCCAGUGGCUAUGCCUUCAGCUUUGCUAGUGAUCCUGAGGCCAUCCACAUGAUGAGGAAAUGGGAGGGCGGGGAUCCAGGUGUGGCCCACCAGAAGACCCCUACUUGCCUGCUGCUGACCCCAGAGGGAGCUUUUCACAGUUUUGGCUACACCGCCCGUGACUACUACCAUGAUCUAGACCCUGAGGAGGCGCGGGACUGGCUCUACUUUGAGAAGUUCAAGAUGAAGAUCCACAGCGCCACUGAUCUCACGUUGAAGACCCAGCUAGAGGCAGUAAAUGGGAAGAAGAUGCUGGCCCUGGAGGUGUUCGCCCAUGCCCUCCGCUUCUUCAAGGAACAUGCCCUGCAGGAGCUGAGGGAGCAGAGUCCAUCACUUCUGGAGAAGGACACUGUGCGUUGGGUGUUGACAGUGCCUGCCAUCUGGAAACAGCCAGCCAAGCAGUUCAUGCGGGAGGCUGCCUACCUGGCUGGCCUAGUGUCUCGAGAAAAUGCUGAACAACUGCUCAUUGCCCUGGAACCUGAAGCCGCCUCUGUCUACUGUAGAAAACUGCGCCUACACCAGCUCAUGGACCUGAGCUGCCGGAAUCCAGGUGGUGGGCGCCUGGGUGAGCGCCGCUCCAUUGAUUCCAGCUUUCGGCAUGCCCGAGAGCAGCUGAGGAGGUCCCGUCACAGCCGUACAUUCCUGGUGGAGUCUGGCGUGGGAGAACUGUGGGCAGAGAUGCAAGCAGGAGACCGCUACAUGGUGGCAGAUUGUGGGGGAGGCACUGUGGACCUGACGGUGCACCAGCUAGAGCAGCCCCAUGGCACUCUCAAGGAGCUCUACAAAGCAUCUGGUGGCUCCUAUGGUGCAGUUGGCGUGGACUUGGCCUUUGAGCAGCUGCUCUGCCGCAUAUUCGGGGAGGACUUCAUCACCACCUUCAAAAGACAACGGCCUGCAGCCUGGGUGGACCUGACAAUUGCCUUUGAGGCCCGUAAACGAACAGCAGGCCCACACAGGGCAGGUGCGCUGAAUAUCUCACUUCCCUUCUCGUUCAUUGACUUCUACCGCAAGCAACGAGGCCACAAUGUGGAGACUGCCCUGCGCAGAAGCAGUGUGAACUUCGUAAAGUGGUCCUCACAGGGGAUGCUCCGCAUGUCUUGUGAGGCCAUGAAUGAGUUAUUUCAGCCCACGGUCAGUGGAAUCAUCCAGCACAUAGAGACGCUGCUAGCACAGCCAGAGGUGCAGGGUGUGAAGCUGCUGUUCCUGGUGGGCGGCUUUGCCGAGUCAGCUGUGCUGCAGCAUGCUGUGCAGACAUCGCUGGGCAACCGUGGCCUGCGUGUUGUGGUCCCCCACGACGUGGGACUUACCAUCCUCAAGGGAGCAGUGCUCUUUGGCCAGGCACCAGGUGUGGUACGGGUGCGCCGCUCACCACUCACCUAUGGUGUGGGUGUGCUCAACCGCUUUGUGGCUGGCCGUCACCCACCUGAUAAACUACUGGUUCGCGAUGGACGCCGUUGGUGCACUGACGUCUUUGAGCGCUUUGUGGCUGCUGAGCAGUCAGUGGCUCUGGGCGAGGAGGUGCGGCGCAGCUAUUGCCCUGCGCGCCCCGGCCAGCGGCGUGUGCUCAUCAACCUAUACUGCUGCGCAGCCGAGGAUGCAUGCUUCAUCACCGAUCCUGGUGUGCGCAAGUGUGGUGCACUCAGCCUUGAGCUGGAGCCCACUGAAGACUGUCCAGAUGGUGUGUCCCCCAGCCGCCGUGAGAUCCGUGCUGCCAUGCAGUUUGGCGACACCGAAAUCAAGGUCACUGCCAUUGAUGUCAGCACCAAUCACUCAGUGAGAGCUGCAAUUGACUUUCUUUCCAACUAAAGGUGUGUCUGUGGUCCCAACCCAGGACCAAGGUAUGUUAGCUCCUAUGACAAUACCCCUUUACUGGCCUUCCAGCCCCAGAGAAAGGGUGGAGCAUAGGAAGAUGACAGGGACACUGGAGAUUCACUUUAGGAUUGGGACACUGACUGGAAGUCUAAAGAGCCCCACCUGAAAACCUAACAGACUGCCACUAUUUUUCCAGUGGUUUUCUUGGGGGAGCCCAGCUGGACAGGGGGUAUAUGACCAGAUAGAAUGUAGCAUAGGACCAAACAUUAGCCUGAAUUUAAGGGUUGGGGGAAGAGGCCAAGCAAAAGUGGGCUGAGGAGCCACAGGGCCAAAAGGGUCAGAAUUUACCCACUGUUGAACUAUGGCAACAGAAACUAAGCAGAGCAACCCUCUGCAGCAGGAAAAUGACAACUGCACAUUGGAGGGGUGGGGGUGAUAGCACCCUCCUAGAUGUGGUGCUAACCACCCAAGUGCAACUCUUAACUGAGGAAAGAGCAAUAGCUGACUGCUGAGGAUGGUACAUUGUUACAGUGAAGACAGUUCUGAGGGGAGCUGUGUGCUGGGGGACAAGAACAGCCUAUGCAUGACUCAUCUGCCCCCGAUCCCAACCAUGGAAGGACAGCUAGAGAGGAGACGGAGGAAAGGGAGACUGGGAAGGGGUCCCAGCACUAACAUGCUGUGCCAUUAGAACAUGCCUUGAUCACCAUGGGUCCCAAAGUCUCCAAGUAUGAAAUGUCAGGCUCUUCAUACCAACCAUGACAUGCAACAACUCUGUCUGAGAACUCCCCCUAAGAUGACAAUAAAGCAUUUACACUGAA
Jaculus jaculus (lesser Egyptian jerboa) is the source of this 3285-nucleotide messenger RNA. RefSeq names its product heat shock protein family A (Hsp70) member 12B (gene Hspa12b). The coding region runs from base 392 to 2461 and encodes 689 amino acids. The record is from RefSeq and is a predicted model, not a curated record. The transcript is spliced from 15 exons. NCBI's taxonomy places the organism in Eukaryota, Metazoa, Chordata, Mammalia, Rodentia, Dipodidae.